Diospyros lotus (date-plum) is the source of this 1594-nucleotide messenger RNA. Its product is annotated as expansin-A20. Lineage: Eukaryota; Viridiplantae; Streptophyta; Magnoliopsida; Ericales; Ebenaceae. The coding region runs from base 506 to 1276 and encodes 256 amino acids. The record is from RefSeq and is a predicted model, not a curated record. Gene Ontology annotation, biological process: plant-type cell wall organization. The transcript is spliced from 2 exons. Gene Ontology annotation, cellular component: extracellular region.
UUUGGGGCCUUUUGUUUCCCCUUGUCUCCCCCACCUUCAACAACAAAAAGCAUUUGAGUUUUGACUUUUUGACUUGCAUCUCAUUUCCCUUCCGCCAUUAGGAAGGAGCAUUUAACAAUUUUACAGUUUGCUGCUGCUGCGGCCGCCGCCGCCGCUUCCAUUUUCUCAGAGUAGGAAAUGUGAACUCUUUAUUGCAGCUAUCUAGCCCAAUCCAACUUUGAUCUUCAACCAACAACAACUGGAGGACAUCCAGGUCUGGUAGCUUCACCUUUUGAGACCCAUUUAUUUUAUUUUUGCAUUCCUGAGGCUCAGAAAGAAAGUAAGCAGCCGUCUUUCUAGCUAGACCAAGAAGGAAGAAGCAGAAGCCUAGCUAAGAAGAAGAAGAAGAAGAAGAAGAAGAAACCCAUUUGGAUUCUGCAGAGAGAGGGGAGAGAGAGAGAGAUGGGCUUCAUAUAGACUAGGCCCCCCCUCAUUAUAGCGGCUCCUCGAUCAGACCUUAGAUCAGAUGGGUGCCCUGCCUCUCACAGUCAUAUGCCUGAUUCUGCUUCAAAGGUGCAGCAGCAGCAGGGCUGCCGCCAACCCACAAGCCGAAUGGAAAUCUGCCACCGCAACAUUAGCAACCGAUGGUUCAAUCAUCACAGAAGGCGCAUGUGGGUACGGGGACCUUCACAGAAGCAGCGGCGGCAGCAGCUACGGCGAAUACACCGCCGCACUGAGCAGCAUAUUGUUCAACAGAGGGAGUAGCUGUGGCGGCUGCUUCGAGGUGCGCUGCGUCGACCACAUCCUCUGGUGCCUUCCCGGUUCCCCUUCCGUCACUCUCACCGCCACAGAUUUCUGCCCCCCUAACUACGGCCUCCCCGCCGAUUACGGCGGCUGGUGCAACUUCCCUCGCGCCCACUUUGACAUGUCCCAGCCCGCCUUCUCCCGCAUCGCACGCACCACCGCCGAUGUUGUCCCGGUACAGUACAGGAGGGUCAAGUGCGAGAGAAGCGGGGGAGUGCGGUUCACGGUGUACGGCACCUCCUUCUUCUGCCAAGUGCUGGUCACCAACGUGGGCUCCGACGGCGAAGUGGUUGCUCUAAAAGUGAAGGGCUCCAAGACGGGUUGGAUCCCCAUGGCCAGGAACUGGGGCCAGAAUUGGCACUCCAAUCUCAACCUCGUCGGCCAACCUCUGUCCUUCGAGGUCACCACCAGAUCCGCAACCACCCUCACCUCCUAUGCCGUUGCCCCCCCCAACUGGAGAUUCGGCCAGACCUUUCAGGGAAAGCAGUUCUAGCCAUCGCCAAGACCCCCAUUCACCUUUUUCCGGCAUUCACGGCAUCCAUCCGAUGAGGUUCUUCCAGGUCAAAAGUAGAGACGAUGAGGAAAGUUGAAAACAUUACUCUAGCGUGGUGUGUGUAGGUCCCAAGAUGUUGGCUUUCUUGCUGUAUUUCAAGAAGAAGAUGCACAUGGUGAUGGAACGUGCAAUCAUUUGAGGGGCUGGUGUUUAUUUUUGCCCCGUGUUUCUAAUUCUGUCUGGCUUGUCUUCCCUUUUGAACCUUGGAACAUUGUUAAUUACGUUAACCAUUAUCCUCUGUUGAAGAUGCACAUGGUU